Messenger RNA from Carya illinoinensis, 1374 nucleotides. Its product is annotated as late embryogenesis abundant protein D-29. The record is from RefSeq and is a predicted model, not a curated record. Bases 176 to 1144 code for a protein of 322 amino acids. The transcript is spliced from 2 exons. NCBI's taxonomy places the organism in Eukaryota, Viridiplantae, Streptophyta, Magnoliopsida, Fagales, Juglandaceae.
CUUCGCUCUCAUCCUUUAGUGAUACGGCAUAGAUAUUUCACUCCUGUCGGUUUUCACAGCAAACCUGGUUUCCUAGCUUUGACACUUCGUAUCAGUACUCUCUGAUUCCCAUCUUCGCUUGUAGAUUAGAGUACGUUAAAGGGGCAGUGAGUUUGUUUGAUAAUAAUCCAUUAGAAUGGCUUCCAAGCUACCUCGUUGGCUAUUUGUUAUGGUGGUGGUGAUUCUGUUGGUGCUAGAAAUCUCCUUUGCGGGGGGCUCUGUGCACUCAACAAGUGAUCAGGAAGGUCGGGACUAUGAGGAAGCAAAAAGCAAGGCGAAACAUGCGCAGGAUAAAGUGGAAGAGACGGCGCAAGAGACCAGAGAAGCUUCGGAGUCGUGGGCCGAGUGGGCUAAGGAGAAAAUUGGUUUGAAGCAAGAUGAAUCCAAGGAGACUGCUAAGAAGGCUUCUGAUAUGGCGUCUGACGCUGCAAAGAAGACCAGGGACAAGGUCGAGGAGGCGGCUUCUGGAGCGGGUCAAUACAGUGCAGAUAAGGUUAGAGAUGUAAAAGAUGCGACAACAGAGAAGGUCAGGGACGCCAACAAUGCUGCUACAGAGAAGGCCAGUGAGGCAGCAAACGCAGCAAAGGAGAAAGCUAGUAAAAUAAAGAAUGCAGCGACCGAGAAAGCCAGCGAAACAAUAAAUGAGGCAAAGGAAAGAGCAACACAAAAGGUAGGAGAGGCAAAGGAGAAGGCAUCUCAGACGGCGAGGGAAGCAGCAGAUAAAGGUUCUGAAGCAGAGGAAAGAGUAUCACAAAAGCUAGAAGAGGCAAAGGAGAAGACAUCUCGGGCGGCAAGGGAAACAGCAGAGAAAGCUUCGGAAGAAACACGUAGAGUAACCGAACAGGCGGAGGAGACAAAAGACAAGGCAUCACAAAAGGCGGAGGAAGCGAAGGAUGCAACGACAGGGAUGCGGAGGAGUGCUGUGGAGGAAGCGAAGACAAAGACGCCCGAGGCGGAGGAGCACAUAAGUUGCGCAAAGGAAAAAGCGAAGGAGGCUUCCGAAGCAGCAAAAAAGAAAGCAGCAGAAACCUUAGAGACAGCCAAGCAGAAGACGCAUGAAAUUAAAGACAAUAUAGCCGGUCGAGGCCGUGAUGAUGAACUCUGAGCUGAUCCACGUAGCAGGAUAUAUUAUAUAUAUACGGCGCGCGCAGAUUUACGUUUGAUCUUCUAUUGCUGAUCAAAUUCUUCAGAUUGUUAUAUAUGAGUUUCUGAGGAUGUAAUUCGUGGUUGUGUUUCGUGUUAUUUCUCUGUUUUUGUGUAAUGCACGGUGAAAUCUGAAUUUUUAUAUGGGUUGCGUUCGAGCAUUGUGUGCCAGAGCACAUAUUUUACUUGUAA